This is a messenger RNA of Pecten maximus, 1171 nucleotides long. RefSeq names its product glutathione peroxidase 2-like. The record is from RefSeq and is a predicted model, not a curated record. Gene Ontology annotation, biological process: response to oxidative stress. Lineage: Eukaryota; Metazoa; Mollusca; Bivalvia; Pectinida; Pectinidae. Gene Ontology annotation, molecular function: glutathione peroxidase activity. The transcript has 2 exons.
GUCACACUACCGGAACCAGCCAGACGCCACGUGCCCAUUGGCGCUGAAUAUGAUAUAUACCUAUAUCAAGAUUACCUAUCUAGCUAUCCAGGUGAUUGGAGACACGCGCUUCCAACCGUUCGCGUAUACACAGUACCUCGCUACAGAAGACCAGGGGAAAAUACACAGACAUGGCGUCCGUUGUCAAUGUCCGCAGUCCAGUUAAAAUACAAAACUUUUUCGACUUCCACGCUACAACUUUGGAAGGAGAGAAAAUUAAUUUUUCUACGUACAGAGGGAAGGUGAUUCUGGUGAUGAAUGUCGCCUCUCUCUGAGGCACCACUGUACGGGAUUAUACCCAGAUGAACGAGCUGGUCGAGAAAUUCGGAGACAAGCUUGUUGUCCUGGGUUUCCCGUGCAAUCAAUUCGGACAUCAGGAGAACACCAAGAAUCACGAGAUACUGAAUGCUCUCAAGUAUGUCCGGCCGGGAGAUGGUUUCGUUCCCAAAUUCCCAAUAUUUGAAAAACUCGAGGUGAAUGGGAAGAAUGCAUCGGAGAUAUUCGUGUUCCUGCGCAACCACCUUCCACUACCAAGUGACGACGCCUUCUCCUUCAUGAACUCGUGUAAAAGUAUCAUCUGGGAGCCUGUGAGUAGGACAGACUUGGCCUGGAAUUUCGAGAAGUUUCUGAUCACGCCAGAGGGUAAACCACAUAAAAGAUUCAGUCGUUACUUUCAGACUUGUAACCUCCAGAAUGAAAUAAAAACUUUAAUAGAGAAGUUCAGCGACACGAAAGCAGUUAAAAAGGGACAGUAAAACAUUUAGCUAGAAUAUUAUUAUUUUUAAUGUCACAAGAGUAGGAAGAUCAAUAUUUUAUAUCAUUCCAUGGAUGGUGUUGGUAAAACUCACAGAUUAUUGUAGAAUAGUGGAAUAUCAAUAUCAAACAGGGAGCCGAUUCUGUCCAAAAUAUCCACACAAAAAAUUGCAUGUGGUCUUGCAAGACCUGUAUAGAUAUUUGUAGACGUACGUGGUCUGUGUCCCGGGGGUGGGGUUGGCUGGGCGGGGUGGGGAAUCCUGUAUUAAUGAUCAGCGUACUAUAAAGCCAUUGUGCCGGUACACUGUGAUAGCCCACAGAUCCUCAUUGUGGCCAGUCAACACUACCCUCGGAAAUCUCAAUAAAACACAUAAACCAA